CCGCGUCCCGCACACGCCCUAUAAGCUGCACUGGCAGCUACGCGGCGUCGUUCUGGGAUAUACAGUAACCCUCCGUAGCAGCGCUGCAGCUCAGUCCAUCUGUGGUACCUCCUAAGCUGCUAGAGUAGCAGCGCAGCAGCAGCGCAGCGCAGCAGCAGCAGCACCCACGCUGCAGCAUAUACGCUAGCCGACGACAGCCAUGCGAGCCAUCCUGCUCUGCGCCGCGACCGCAGGAGCCGUCAUAGUAGUCAGACAAGCCGCGCCCGACGAAUUACUAAGAGUCGCGCGCUUCAGAGCAGCCGCCUUCUCGAGCGACGGCCGGACGGCCUCGCCCGCGCGGGCCCAGGCCGUCCACAAACUCGUGGAGGACCGCGUCGCGCGCGGCUCUACAUUACUUUGUGCACUCGCCUCCGGUGAAGACGCGGCGUGCCUCGAGGAAGAAACAGAGGGCGAUGGGUGGCAUCCGGGCCUCGAGACGAGCCAGCCGAUGAAACUGUUCCAGUCCUUCUUUAAGAGUGAGCCCGGCGCGACGCUGGACGAGUCGCUGGACGAUUGUCGGAUUGUGGGGGUCUGUGAUGUUUCUAGACAUGAGUUCGAUUUACCCACGCACUCGCUCGCGCCGGACUACGCUCUAUAUUUGACGGCGCUGGCCGUGCAUCCUGCUUUAAGGCGGCGGGGCGUCGCGUCUUCCUUGUUAGAGGCCGUCGACGCGCACGCGAAGCGCGAGGGCCUCGCGCAAGUGAUCCUGCACGUCGAGGACGACAACGACGCGGCCAUCGCGUUCUACGAGGCCCAAAACUUCGCGAGAGUCAAGGUCGACCGGGACCUGCGCCAGUUCGGGACGGCCCUCGGCCUGAACCCGGACAUCCACUACCUGUUUUCGCGGAGCGUUGUAAGUUAAUC
Pelagomonas calceolata is the source of this 903-nucleotide messenger RNA. NCBI's taxonomy places the organism in Eukaryota, Pelagophyceae, Pelagomonadales, Pelagomonadaceae. The record is from the annotation of a GenBank genome assembly.